This is a messenger RNA of Lachancea thermotolerans CBS 6340, 1686 nucleotides long. RefSeq names its product Rdr1p (gene RDR1). Gene Ontology annotation, molecular function: zinc ion binding; DNA-binding transcription factor activity, RNA polymerase II-specific; DNA binding. NCBI's taxonomy places the organism in Eukaryota, Fungi, Ascomycota, Saccharomycetes, Saccharomycetales, Saccharomycetaceae. The transcript has a single exon. The record is from RefSeq and is a predicted model, not a curated record. Bases 1 to 1686 code for a protein of 561 amino acids. Gene Ontology annotation, biological process: response to xenobiotic stimulus; regulation of DNA-templated transcription; DNA-templated transcription.
AUGUCAACUGGCAUUCCAUCUGUUCCACACAAGAAGCGUCAGCGGGCGCGAAAAGCAUGUGUACCAUGUCGACAACGUAAGAGGAGGUGUGAUGGCGCUAACCCAUGCGGUAUGUGUGUUUCUUAUGCAUACAAGUGUCAUUACGAUGAACAGGGCGACCCUGCCACCCUUCCCGCGCCUUUGAUUCCUGAAAUUCCUGAUAGCACCCGUUCGAUAAGCCCUCCAAGAACCAGAAUGGUCGCAAAGCCGCCAAGUAUCCGCACUAAAAUCCUGCUAAAUUCUACUCAGUGCGCUGCAGACCAGGGAGUUUUCGACGCCGCGAAAUCCAGAUAUAUGGGGCUCAGUUCAGCGGUUGCGUUUGCUCGCAGUCUUGGUAUUGAGCUCCAAUCAGCAAAUCCUCCCCACUUGCAUUCUUUUGCGUGGAAUUGCGGCCUCAGAUCCGAAGAGAAAUCCAACACACAUUGUGCGUUGCAUGAUCUUAUUACCAAGGAGGAAACCUUUCACUUUACGCAGAUUUACUUUUCCGCUAUCCAUCCUGUGUUCGAUGUGGUAGAUCCGGAGCACUUUAAAAAAAGUGUCGAAAGUUAUUGGAAUGAUGGCUGUAAGGUUUCAGCGUUUGGUGCAGUUGUUGGAGGUAUAAUUGCCCUUGGAUCUCUGUUCUCGGGGCGACCCGGGCAUCCUCGAGAACUGGAAAUUGUCCAGUAUGCUAAAAACGUUCUAGAGGACCCGACGUUUAGCCGCCUUCCUUCAGCAGAGCAGGUUUCUGCUUGGGUUUUGAGAACACUUUAUUUAAGAGCCACAACCCGGCCUCACGCAGCAUGGCUGGCCAGUUGUGUGACAAUCCACCUUGCAGAAGCCUCUGCUUUGCACCAUGAGGUUGAGAACGUUGAGUUAACUGCAAACGACAAGGCUCUGCCGCCAAGGACGAAAAAGAUAACUGAACGGGCAAGGCGCCUUUUUUGGUGUGCUUGGUCCAUUAAUUCUAUUCUGUCAUAUGAUUAUGGACGUUCGAGCGCGUCUUUAGGUGGCAUCAGCUGUAAGCUUCCUACUAAGUCAGAUGGUAAUUACACAGCUCAAUUAGUCGACCUAGCACUUAUUAUUCCACCGGCAAAUACGGAGGCAAGUAAAGAAACUCGAGUAGCAGAUUUACUACAAGCUUUAACGCUUGUGUAUGAGACGCCAGACGAACACAAUUUCCUAUCUUUAGUGAAAGCUGACUUGUGCAACUCUUUUUACCGACGCCUCCGUCUCUUUAAUUAUACUUUGGACAGCGAAGUCGUCUUUCAACUUACUACGGUCUGCAACCACGCACUUUCUGCGGCAUAUGACCUUGUGGAGCGGAAAUUACCAUGGUGGAAUGUCCUGAGUGCCCCGUUUCAAUACAUAUGCGUUCUUCUUGCAAUCAACACCUCUGAAAGCCUUGCAAAUGUCGCCAAAGCCAAGAAUAUUUUCGACCGCAUUGUAUCGAACUUGAACACGCAUAUGGCUAUUGAGGCACAGAAUACAAUCAAGCUACUUCUUCAAGAUUCAAUUAAAAAAAAGAGGCAAGAGCUUACGGAUCUGGAAGCCGCUGAUCAGGCAGGAACUGCCUCGGAAGCUCCUUUCACAGCUGAGAUUGAUUGGGACGUGCUACUCGAUCCAUCUCAUGCAUUACAUCUCAUGCAACAAGACUUCUCUUCUUUUUGA